AAAUCUAACAACCUUCUUCUUUUUUUGCGUGGACUUCUUUAGAUAGGUCAGCCAUCCAAGUAGAAAAAAUGUCGUAUAUGGAUAUGUACGAGCUACUGAUAUUCAAGAGCCAGAUGCAGCAAUCCAUUAAUACUAUAAAGGCAGACAAGCAGAAUGUUGCAGCUGUGCAUACGGAGAUUCAGUCAUCCAACGCUGUUACCGUGAAGCUUUGCACAUGACUUCUUCUUUUUCAAUCAAUGCAGUUCAACUGGCUCCGUCUCGUCCUCAUAACGCUGUAUUAUACACAUAUACAUUUUUUUUCUCUUCUUUCCAUUUCCUAUUUUGCUCCAUUCAAUAUUUCGUUUUCUUCAGCAAACCAUUUGAAUUUUUUCUCCUGUUCAUUUCAUCGUUAUCAUCUAUCACCGUGAAUGUCUACUACAGACAUUGUUCUGUCAGGUAGAGCAAACAAAUAAAAUGAGCAGAAAUAGUAUUUGCUUUUUAGUUCGUACUUCUAUACAUGAUGUACAAGGUGGUUUCUAGG
Molecule: messenger RNA, 520 nt
Organism: Umbelopsis ramanniana AG
Lineage: Eukaryota; Fungi; Mucoromycota; Umbelopsidomycetes; Umbelopsidales; Umbelopsidaceae
Exons: 1
Coding region: 215-439 (74 amino acids)
Source: RefSeq, a predicted model, not a curated record